AUGCUGGCCUCCGAGCCCAUCCACCACCCACCCUUGCUCGAUGCUGCUCCUCUUCAAUUUGCCGAUCUACUAUCGUGGGCUCGACCCAAAUGUAUUCCAGUGGUUCGUGAGCUCACCUUUGGUGUAGCUGAAGAAAUAACUGAGGAGGGCUUACCUCUGCUUCUCCUCUUUCAUCAACCCGAUGACAAGGAAUCGCGUGAUCGUUUCCAACGGAUUGGCCGAACAUAUUUAGCUGAUCUUGCAAGGUGUGCCGUUUGGAGCAGAUUUACUGAUACCUAUUCACAUACCGCCCCCACCGUUCCUUCAUCCCACCCCACGGUUCUGAGAGUUUUGUUCCGGGACAUGAAACAGACGGAAAAAUUCGCUGCAUAUGUUGAAAGUAAAGGUCCUUUUAGAGUCUCUUGCUCCGUAGGAGCCUUCUCUUAUAUGCCUCUUUCAGUGAUUUCACGCCAUCGCUGCCACUAUAUCCGUGCUACUCAAAGCGUUAUGUUCUGCACUCUUCCUCAAGCCUGUGAUAGCACGUAUUCACCAGCCUCAUUGAGCAAGCCCCUAAAGUCUGGAUUCUCUAUUGGCUUGGCAACCUAA
Messenger RNA from Protopolystoma xenopodis, 585 nucleotides. Lineage: Eukaryota; Metazoa; Platyhelminthes; Monogenea; Polystomatidea; Polystomatidae. The record is from the annotation of a GenBank genome assembly.